Microthlaspi erraticum is the source of this 387-nucleotide messenger RNA. The record is from the annotation of a GenBank genome assembly. NCBI's taxonomy places the organism in Eukaryota, Viridiplantae, Streptophyta, Magnoliopsida, Brassicales, Brassicaceae.
AUGCUAAACCAUUUCCUCCAUCGCUCUCCCACUCCUUCUCUUCUCUUCUCCAGAACCUUCUCCUCUACACUUUUCGUCAAAGGUAUAUCUUUCUCAAGCACAGAAGAAACAUUAACUGAAGCAUUUUCUCAAUGUGGUCAAGUUCUUGGAGUGGAUUUGAUAAUGGACAAAUUUAAAUGUAGACCAAAAGGGUUUGCUUAUGUCAAAUUCUCUUCUCGAGAAGAAGCCGAUAAAGCUUUAUUAGAACUAAACGGACAGUUGGUAGACGGGCGGGUCGUGAUCCUCGACACAACUAAAGCAAGAAAACAAUAUCAACCAGAGAGCAAGCUGAAGCAUUCAGUGGAAGGAGUUCCGAGCAGCGAAAGCAAGGUUGAUCAAGAAAGUUAG